Fraxinus pennsylvanica is the source of this 2628-nucleotide messenger RNA. The record is from the annotation of a GenBank genome assembly. NCBI's taxonomy places the organism in Eukaryota, Viridiplantae, Streptophyta, Magnoliopsida, Lamiales, Oleaceae.
AUGGCGGACGUGGUUCAGUUCAAGCUGGAGCGCAUGCUCAACGAGCUAGACGACCUGGAGCGACGCGGCUUGUUUAGCCGCCGUGAGAUAACAGAGAUAGUCAAGCAGCGUCGCAAGUUUGAGUAUAGGCUCAAGCGGCCAAGCCCACUGAAGCAGGAUUUCUUAGCCUAUAUUGACUAUGAGAAACAACUCGAUGCCCUCCGCCUCCUCCGUAAAAAAGCCCUUUCAAAGAAUUCUGGCAACAAAAAAUCGAAAAAAUCCAUCUCCGAUUACGCUGGUGUUUCUAGGAUUAUGGAAAUUUACAGACUUGCCACGACCCGGUUCAAAAGUGAUAUUCAGCUCUGGUUCCAGUACUUGGAAUUCUGUAAAGCACGUGGCCACGGUAGGAUGAAAAAGGCUUUAGCUCAAGUAAUUAGGUUUCAUCCAAAAUUGCCCGGUGUUUGGAUUUAUGCUGCUGCUUGGGAAUUCGACCACAACCUGAAUGUCACUGCUGCUCGUGCUCUUAUGCAAAGUGGUUUGAGAGCAUGCCCAACUUCUGAGGAUCUUUGGAUUGAGUAUCUUCGUAUGGAACUCACAUACCUUAACAAAUUAAAAGCUCGGAAGGUUGCUUUAGGGGAAGAUGAAAGAACCCUGACUAAGGAUGCUCGUGAAGCUGAUGAGGAACAGUGGAGAGAUGAGAACAACGAAUUAUUUAUGGCCCUUGAUGAGAGGAAAUAUGAUAAUAAGACAUCUGGUGUCCAAGAUGGUGAGUCUGAGGGGAAGGUCGACGUGCUCAGGGAACAUGGUUUAAAUGUUCUUCGUACUGUUUAUAAUAGUGCAAUUGAAGCCCUACCUACUAGUUUCAGCCUCAGAACGAAGUUCAUUCAGAUACUGGAAGCAACAAACUUAACUAAUUCAGAAGAUAUGCGAAAUGAGAUACUUAAUGACAUGAAAAAGGACUUCUCACAAGAACCGAAAUACUGGGAUUGGCUUGCAAGACUUGAAACAGCUGACUUUAAAGAAAUUAAACAAAAGCAAUUAAGCAAAGCAAUUCAGGUUUAUGAGGAGAGUUUGGAAAUUGUACCAUCAGCUACAAUGUUCAAUUUCUAUGUUAAGUUUCUCAUGGAUGCAAUUAAAAAUGAAAAUGGUGAUGAAAUGUCUACUGUUCACUUCAGCACUUCUGCUGAUACUCUUCAUCCUAUUUCGCAUCUUCAAAUAGUAUUUGAGAAGGCUGAAAGCCUGGGUUGCAUUACUGAAGAUCUUGCUUGUCAACAUGUUUCAUUUUUAUCGCAACUGGGAAAAUCUGAGGAAGCUAAAGUGCUGAUACAAAAGCUUUGUAAUGGAAAAUUUUCACAUGCAGUGCAUUUAUGGACUUUGCGGCUCUCAAUGGAAAUGAGAGACAUUCAAAACAAAUCACCUUCUCCUAGCAAGGCUGAUCUAUCAUCCAUCUUUACGCUCCUAAUUGAUGUUCUGAAGAAAGUGAACAUCUCAGAAGCUGAAAAUUUGUGGCUAAUGGGGCUGAAAUAUUUUGCAAAUCAAAGACAUCACCUUGACAAGCUGGUGGAGACUUCUUUUCUUUUAUUGGCCAAAGAUGGUGGAAGUGAUAGUGGAUUUUCUCUCUCUUCGGCAAUUGUAAAUUUUGUUCUUCAAAGGGAUGGAGUAAAGCCUGCAAGAGAAAUUUAUAGACGAUUUCUUACUUUACCUCAUUCAGGACUUGCUAUAUAUAGAAAUUGCAUUGAGCUGGAAUUGAACCUCGCAUCUGCUGGGGACAAGAGUUGUCUUCAAAAUGUUCGGAAAUUGUAUGAAUCGGCACUUGCAACUUAUAGUCAAGAUGCACGCUUGUGGCAAGACUAUUAUUCGAUGGAGAUCAAGAUGGGGACGUCUGAAACAGCUGCAGCUGUCCAUUGGCGUUCUAGGAAAAUAAAGACAAUAGUAGUUCUUGCUCUCUCCAGAGCCAAAGGGCAGUCUUAUUCAGUUUUGGUCACAGCCAGCCAGCCAGCAAAGGACUAUUACAUUGUAGUUUCCUUGCGCUUCACCUCUAAAGUGCUCACCACAACUGCUGUUCUCCAUUACGGUAACUCAUUUACCAAAGUUUUCGGUCCUCCCCCUGGUGGACCAACAAUUGAGAUUGCUUCGUCUUUGAACCAGGCUAGAUCAAUACGUUGGAAUCUGACAGCGAGUGGACCUAGACCUAAUCCUCAAGGCUCAUACCACUAUGGAAUGAUCAAGCCAUCUAGGACCAUUAUUCUUGCUAACUCUGCUCCAUAUAUAAAUGGCAAACUGAGAUAUGCUGUCAACGAUGAUACUGUCCAGUCUUGGCACAUUGAUGGAUAUUCUUUCUUCGUUGUUGGAAUGGAUGGUGGACAGUGGACUCCUGCAAGUAGGUCAAGAUACAAUUUGAGAGACACAGUUGCCCAUUGUGUAUGCAAAAUCUUGACUGCAAUAUACAUAGCUUUGGACAAUAUAGGAAUGUGGAACAUAAGCAAGCUAGCAAUACUAGCUAGCACAGCUAGCCAUGGUAAUAGUAAUGCCAUACCGUAUUGGAAGAUUCUGGAAGAAGAUGAGAUGGAAGAAAUGCCACAUGCUUUCUAUUUUUCUGUUUCCUUUCUGUUGUACAAUUUGUUACAAGAUUCUCCACUUGCUGUAUGA